AUCCCGAUUCCCUCUACCUUCAGGCCAUCCCCCACGAUCCUGCGAGGAGUUCUUAAGGGACAUGCAUUUCCGUAUAUCCCUAUAGAUUUGCCCAGGUAGCGGGGACGGCAGCUGCCUCGCCAAGCGAACUCACGACAAAGAGACCUGAUUGGAAACCAAGGCGUUGCCGGAAACAUCAUACGAAGUGAACCAGGAAUGGCUUCAACUUGGCCUUCCAUCGGCUGUGGGAUUCCUGGCGGCUUUAGGCUGGCAAGAAAAACUCCAAUCCGCAGUGGCUAGGACUUCCAAAAACGAUCCUCGUUCCAUGUUAAGCAACACCUGGAUCAUCUACCUCCACUGGCGAUGUGCCUGGAAUUUCUUCUCUCUGCGCAAAGGGGGUGUGAGGCACGAGAGCGCAAAGCUUGAGAGAAUGUGGGGUCAAGUCGAUGUGGACAUGAUGCUCUUGGAGUACGGCAUGCUCGAAAAGGCAGAUCUAGAGGCCCUGUACUGUACAAGUUAUUCAACCCUCGCGGAUUUGAUAUCUUGUGGCUGGCUCUACGCGUUAGCAGUACUCAAUAUGUUCUUUGGGAUCAGACGCGAUAUCCGAAAAGAUCAGUUUAACCCGCUCAAGAUGGCUGUCCAGCGGGCUGAUACGGCCAUGGGGAAAUACCUCUCGGCCUGCGUCAAUAUGACCGACUCGGAGCGGGACUUUCGACGACACGCUGCUUUUACCGCGUACCGCCACGUCGAGGAGCACUUAAACUAUCACGCUAGUGCUCCGCAACUGAGAGAGCUCUACGAGCUGCGACAGUGGCCAUCUUUGCCCUCGGCCGAGCCGUUGGAGGUAUUCUUGACCGAAUAGAAAGAACAAGAGCGGACUAUGGUGACUAGAGCUUCGGGGUAUGUCGUCGUCACAUCUGCUCAAGGCCGGCCUUUCAAACACA
This is a messenger RNA of Colletotrichum phormii, 923 nucleotides long. RefSeq lists its product as uncharacterized. The coding region runs from base 305 to 841 and encodes 178 amino acids. Lineage: Eukaryota; Fungi; Ascomycota; Sordariomycetes; Glomerellales; Glomerellaceae. The transcript has a single exon. The record is from RefSeq and is a predicted model, not a curated record.